GUUCAACCUCAGGUAAGCCUGUAACUUUUAAACGUUCCUCUUUGUCACAGUGAUCGUCUACCAAUCGGAGAUGAUCACCUAUGAUUGGCUCGCAACGUUGCGUGAAUCAUUCACAGAGCUAAAAGAGAAAGCUAUUAAGGUAGUGUUCAUUGCUUUAAGGAACUCUUUCAUUUUUGUUCCUUUUUUCUUUCUUCUUUUUUCCCCCCUCUUCCUUGUUAUAAAGAAAUCCCAUCGAAUGUCACCAAGAAAAAUUUCCAUUGUUUGUCUUCCCGGGGACGGUGUUGGCCCUGAAAUUGUUGCUGAAGCUGUCAAGGUGCUCAAAGUCGUCGCUGAACAUCGCUCUCAUGUUCUCGGUGUUGAAUUCGAGUUCCAGUAUGAAUUGAUCGGUCUUGAUGCGAUGGAAAAAACCGGUGAACCUCUUCCCGACAGUGCUCUUGAAGCGUGUAAAGCCGCUGAUGCUAUCCUCUUGGGUGCCGUGGGCGGUCUUCCCGGCAAUAAAAAGAUCGAGAAUGGGCCACGUCCAGAACAAGGUCUUUUGAAACUGAGAAAGUCGCUCGAUUUAUUUGCCAAUUUACGUCCCGUGUCUUUUGCCUCUGAAAAGUUGACAGGUCUGUCUCCUUUGAAAGAUCAUGUGGUGCAAGGCACCGACUUUGUCUUUGUACGUGAAUUAGUAGGUGGUAUUUAUUUUGGUGAUCGUAAAGAAGCUGGAGAAGAUGGCCAAGCUUACGAUACCAUGCCUUAUUCUCGUCAAGAAAUUCAACGUAUCACUCGUUUAGCAGCUCUUUUAGCAAAAAAACAAUCUCCGGUGGGCAAAGUGCAUUCUGUCGAUAAAGCCAAUGUACUUGCUACUUCACGUCUAUGGCGUCAAACCGUGACCGAUACAAUGGAGCAAGAAUUCCCCGACUUGCAAUUUGAUCACCAACUCGUCGACUCGUGUGCCAUGGCCAUGGUGCAACGUCCCAGCUCCUUGAACGGUGUCGUCUUGACAGAAAAUAUGUUUGGUGACAUUUUAUCCGAUGAAGCUUCCGUCAUUGUAGGAUCGCUAGGAUUAUUGCCAUCCGCUUCCUUGAAUGGUUUGCCCGAUGGUCAAGGUAAAUGCUUGGGUGUCUAUGAGCCUAUUCACGGAUCGGCACCUGACAUUGCUGGACAAGGUAUUGCCAACCCCAUUGCCACCAUUUUGAGUGCAGCCAUGUUGUUGAGAUAUUCGCUUGGAUUUGAAGCCGAAGCAUGUGCGGUGGAAGAAGCAGUGCGUAAAGUAUUAGAUGCAGGAUUUUACACGCGCGAUUUGAAGGGAGAUAAAACAACAGUAGAAGUAGGUGAUAAAGUCGCUGAAGAGUUGGCUGCUCUACUGAAGCAGUAAAUGGCUACCUCUCUCUUUUUCUGUUUUUUCCUGUUCUCUAUAUACUUUUUAUUCAAAAUACCAUUUUCAAAAAAAUAUGUAAAUUUCUUCAUUUUUGCAAAUAAAUCAUGACGCUUUGCUUUCAAUUGUUUCGUGAUUACGGCUAUCGAUACCAUUCCUCGUAACCCAACUUUUUUUUUAAAAUGGAAAAAAAAAAAAAAGGUAUCUGCAGCUUAUACUGUGUCUCUGU
Molecule: messenger RNA, 1589 nt
Organism: Mycotypha africana
Lineage: Eukaryota; Fungi; Mucoromycota; Mucoromycetes; Mucorales; Mycotyphaceae
Product: 3-isopropylmalate dehydrogenase
Exons: 2
Coding region: 71-1360 (429 amino acids)
Biological process (GO): L-leucine biosynthetic process
Cellular component (GO): cytosol
Molecular function (GO): NAD binding; 3-isopropylmalate dehydrogenase activity; magnesium ion binding
Source: RefSeq, a predicted model, not a curated record